GCAAGGAGCGAUUUGCUGGUGUGGACAUCCAUGUCCAUGUGAAGGGUCUCCGACACCGCCACCAUGCCGUUUGGUAACACCCACAACAAGUUCAAGCUGAAUUACAAGCCUGAGGAGGAGUACCCCGACCUCAGCAAACAUAACAACCACAUGGCCAAGGUACUGACGCUUGAACUCUACAAGAAGCUGCGGGACAAGGAGACCCCAUCUGGCUUCACCUUAGAUGAUGUCAUCCAGACAGGAGUGGACAACCCAGGUCACCCCUUCAUCAUGACUGUGGGCUGCGUGGCUGGUGAUGAGGAGUCCUAUGAAGUUUUCAAGGAACUCUUCGACCCCAUCAUCUCGGAUCGCCACGGGGGCUACAAACCCACUGACAAGCACAAGACUGACCUCAACCAUGAAAACCUCAAGGGUGGAGAGGACCUGGACCCCAACUACGUGCUCAGCAGCCGCGUCCGCACUGGCCGCAGCAUCAAGGGCUACACGCUGCCCCCGCACUGCUCCCGCGGCGAGCGCCGGGCGGUGGAGAAGCUCUCAGUGGAAGCUCUCAACAGCCUGACGGGCGAGUUCAAAGGGAAGUACUACCCUCUGAAAAGCAUGACGGAGAAGGAGCAGCAGCAGCUCAUCGAUGACCACUUCCUGUUCGACAAGCCCGUGUCCCCACUGCUGCUGGCCUCAGGCAUGGCCCGCGACUGGCCCGAUGCCCGUGGCAUCUGGCACAAUGACAACAAGAGCUUCCUGGUGUGGGUGAACGAGGAGGAUCACCUCCGGGUCAUCUCCAUGGAGAAGGGGGGCAACAUGAAGGAGGUUUUCCGCCGCUUCUGCGUGGGGCUGCAGAAGAUCGAAGAGAUCUUUAAGAAAGCCGGCCACCCCUUCAUGUGGAACCAGCACCUGGGCUACGUGCUCACCUGCCCAUCCAACCUGGGCACUGGGCUGCGUGGAGGCGUGCAUGUGAAGCUGGCGCACCUGAGCAAGCACCCCAAGUUCGAGGAGAUCCUCACCCGCCUGCGCCUGCAGAAGAGGGGUACAGGUGGCGUGGACACAGCUGCCGUGGGCUCAGUAUUUGACGUGUCCAAUGCUGAUCGGCUGGGCUCGUCCGAAGUAGAACAGGUGCAGCUGGUGGUGGAUGGUGUGAAGCUCAUGGUGGAAAUGGAGAAGAAGUUGGAGAAAGGCCAGUCCAUUGACGACAUGAUCCCCGCCCAGAAGUAGGCGCCUGCCCACCUGCCACCGACUGCUGGAACCCAGCCAAUGGGAGGGCCUGGCCCACCAGAUGCCCGCCCCCUCACUCCUUGCCCCGCCCCCUGUCCCGGAGUCCCACCCUGUGAUGGUUCUGUCUCCUGGGGGCUCUCUUCAUCCUUCUCAGAGUUCCAGUUUCAACCACGGUUCCAACCAAUGGGCUCCAUCCUCUGGAUUCUGGCCAAUGAAAUAUCUCCCUGGCAGGGUACUCUUCUCUUCCUAGAGCUCCGCCCCCACCAGAAGUUAAUGGAGAGCUCCCAGUACACUCGGAGCUUGUGUUUGUCUCCAGGCGAAGCGAUAAAUAAAAGCAAUGGUGGCCUUAGC
Symphalangus syndactylus (siamang) is the source of this 1560-nucleotide messenger RNA. RefSeq names its product creatine kinase, M-type (gene CKM). Gene Ontology annotation, biological process: phosphocreatine biosynthetic process. Lineage: Eukaryota; Metazoa; Chordata; Mammalia; Primates; Hylobatidae. Gene Ontology annotation, molecular function: creatine kinase activity. The record is from RefSeq and is a predicted model, not a curated record.